Marchantia polymorpha subsp. ruderalis is the source of this 616-nucleotide messenger RNA. The record is from the annotation of a GenBank genome assembly. Lineage: Eukaryota; Viridiplantae; Streptophyta; Marchantiopsida; Marchantiales; Marchantiaceae.
AUGGAUCGUAGCAGAGAAGAGAACCGUACUCUUGAUUAUGCAUGUACAAAAUCACAACCAACGCUUUCGCCAUCUCCCAAAGAUUCCUAUUGCACCCAGGAGACAAUGUUACUGCCUACGGCCACCUCUCCUUCCAAAAGCCUAAUCUUUUGUACUUUUCACCUUUUCACUCUCCCUUGCUCGUCCCGACCUCGGAUACAAAAACGGUGGAAAUCCAUCACACCGUACGAGAAGAAAAUUGGGCCGGAAAGCCAAGAAAGAAAAUCCCGCUGCCCUUCACGAACACCGGUGCAUCCAUCGGCUUGCAAGAAUCCAUCUCCUGCUCUCAGCCGCACACCUCUCCACUUCCCACCACUCAGGAGAUGGCCGUCACCCUGGAAGGAUUUCUGCGAGUCGCUUACUGGCUCGCCCCUCAUACCCUGCAAAAUCGUUUGGACAUACGCUGCGGAGACCGUGUUUGGACACCAUAUCCAAAGUGAUUGCCUCGAGGUGUUAAGGUCUAUACCCCACCAAAUUUUCCUUUUGCUCCAACGCUUUGAAUUUUCUCUGCUAUAAGUGUGAUGCAUUUGAUCGACAUUCCUUUCUUCAUCAUUAAGAACUGACUUGAGUCGCGGUC